CCUACUAUCCAACAGCUACUAUAGAAGCAUUCACGCCCACAAGUAUCUUCACUGCAGUAUCAGAGAACUAAUUAUUCAACAUGCAAAGAUGUGCAAUAACCUGCAAUAAAUUGUUACUUCUUACUCCUGCACUUUUCAUGUUAUUGUUACUAUAAUCUCUUUGUAAUUUACAAUAUUUCUUUGAAUACUACAUCUUUUAUGUAUUAUUUACAUACUUGCUACUUAAAAAUCCAAAAAAAAAAGCUGAAGUUUUAUCCCUUGGGAGUAAUGUUCUGUAUCUCUGUUGAAAACAAAGUCUCUGGGAAUCUGGGAAUAAUGGUCCCUCGAUGUCACUGUACCUCAUUAGCAAGUGCACAAAUAAAAACCGGUUCUCUAAAACUUAAGGUUCAUGCAUAGCACAGAACACUGCUAUCCUGUUGCUUCAUUUCUUUCGUUCACGUCACAGAAACAACAGUGAGAAAUCUGAACAUUUCCAUGAUGGUAAAUUCUACUGUAUGUUGUGCAUUUGAUUCACCAAUUUUGGAUAAGGUUCUACCUCCGGUCCUCAUCUUAGAAUUCAUCUUUGGGCUGCUGGGGAACUCUGUCGCCCUGUGUAUGUUCAUCCUUCGCCUCGAAGUAUGGAAACCCAAUGCCGUGUAUCUCACUCACCUGGCAGUGGCUGAUUCAGUAGUUAUCUUCUGUCUUCCGUUCCGAGCAGACUACUACCGACGCGGCAAGGACUGGAUUUUCGGCGACGCAUUUUGCCGCAUCCUGCUCUUCCUGUUGGCAGCUAACAGAGCGGCAGGCAUCUUCUUCCUCACGGCAGUGGCAGUGGACCGCUACCUGAAGAUUGUUCACCCUCACAACCGCAUUAACUAUAUGGGAUUAAAAUACGCCUUAUUCGUCUCCUGCGGUCUGUGGGCGCUGGUUGUGGCCGUCACUGCAUACCUGCUCUCUGAUAAGCAUUUUUUUGACCAUAAUAAUCGCACCCAGUGUGAAAGCUUUAACAUUUGUAUGGGAUUCAAUCCUUUGUCUACUUGGCACAACAUUUUCUAUGUCAUUCAGUUUUUCAUCCCUACGGCCAUCGUCAGUUUUUGCACAGUUUGCGUAACGUGGCAAUUAAAGAACAAGACGGUGGACACUCAGGGCAAAAUCAAGAGGGCCGUGCAUUUCGUGCUGGCUGUUGCGCUGGUGUUCAUCAUCUGCUUCUUUCCCAGCAGCAUGUCUCGCAUUGCCGUUUGGAUACUCAAAGCGUGGUACGACGAAUGCUCUUAUUUUCAGGAGGCUAACCUUGCGUUCUACACUUCUGUGUGUUUCACGUACUUCAACAGCGUCCUGAACCCUUUAGUUUACUACUUUUCCAGCCCUGCCUUUAGCGGAACCUUCCAGAAAUUCUUCAGCAGACUUCUCAACUGGAAAAAAACCGAGGAAGAGCUCACAACCAACCGCAACGGCAGCGUGACGGAAACAACCGGCACCUAAUGACAACAGCGAUAGAACACAAAGGUAUCCUAGGAGAACUGUACGGAAGAAUUAGCUGGAUGAUUUUCCAGUGCUAGCAUUGCAGUAAUUUCUUUUGUCAUUAAUGAAAUGCGAAUGUGUGAUAUUGGAUUUGUGCUUGACACUGAUAACAUCAUAAAGAGCAAAAUGUCAUUCAUUGCAUUUUCCAAAAAAUCAUAUUAAAAAUAAGCCUUACAUGCUGAGUAGUAUUUAUUUUAUAUGACAUUGAUAUUACCACAUUCACACUGGUGCCAGAAACAGGUUGACA
Brienomyrus brachyistius is the source of this 1747-nucleotide messenger RNA. Its product is annotated as hydroxycarboxylic acid receptor 2-like. Gene Ontology annotation, cellular component: membrane. The transcript has a single exon. The record is from RefSeq and is a predicted model, not a curated record. Gene Ontology annotation, biological process: G protein-coupled receptor signaling pathway. The coding region runs from base 475 to 1461 and encodes 328 amino acids. Gene Ontology annotation, molecular function: G protein-coupled receptor activity. NCBI's taxonomy places the organism in Eukaryota, Metazoa, Chordata, Actinopteri, Osteoglossiformes, Mormyridae.